Messenger RNA from Dothidotthia symphoricarpi CBS 119687, 1040 nucleotides. RefSeq names its product 50S ribosomal protein-like protein L13. Gene Ontology annotation, biological process: translation; negative regulation of translation. Bases 75 to 596 code for a protein of 173 amino acids. The transcript is spliced from 2 exons. The record is from RefSeq and is a predicted model, not a curated record. Gene Ontology annotation, molecular function: structural constituent of ribosome; mRNA binding. Gene Ontology annotation, cellular component: mitochondrial large ribosomal subunit; ribosome. Lineage: Eukaryota; Fungi; Ascomycota; Dothideomycetes; Pleosporales; Dothidotthiaceae.
ACAGGCUUGGGGUCCGGUAUACAUUCAAAGCCGACCAAGAAAUAGCAUAAAAAGGGCCAUUGGCCGUGCCCAGCAUGUCACAAGUAAUAGGCAAGACACGCCUCGCCUACGCCCGCUCCUGGCACCUCCUCGACAUCGGCUCCGACCCGCGCGCCCUCGGCCGCGUCGCCUCCGCCAUCGCGCUGGCACUGAUGGGCAAGCACAAGCCGAUCUUCGACCCAUCGACCGACUGCGGCGACUACGUAGUAGCCAUCGACUGCGCAAACCUGCACGUGACGGGCAAGAAGCGGUUCCAGAAGCUGUACCGCACGCACACGACGCGGCCGGGCAGUCUGAAGGAGAUCAGCAUGGACCGCAUGAUGGCGAAGUGGGGCGGCGGCGAGGUGCUGCGCAAGGCGGUUAGUGGCAUGUUGCCUAAGAAUCGGCUGCGGAAGGAGAGGCUGGCUAGGCUGAAGACGUUUGAGGGGAGGAGUCAUCCGUAUGGGGAGAAUAUACUGAGUGUGGGUGUUGGUGGGGGGCAGAGUAUCGUUGAGCAUGUUGAUGUUAGGAGGACGUUGGAGGGGUUGAAGGAGGGUGGGGAGGCGCCGGUUUCGUGACGGGAUGGAGAGGGGAGUGGAUGAUGGCGAGGCCUACGAAUGUGGGGAGUUUGUAAAGCUUGUGUACAUUUACGCAUGGAGAGCAUUAUCGGGACAUGGAGUUUCAGCGCAUCGGCUGCUUCGUUGCGCCAUAUCAGCAAUGCAUGUUUGAACGACACAUGGAGCAUGGUCGAUGGAGAUAUACAGAGAGAAGCAGACAUCUGGAUUCAAGUUCCGAAUUCGAGCAUGUUCGCAGUAUACCAACACAAAUACCAUCACGCACAGAAAGGCACUUCAACACGAGAAACCAUUUCGAAAGAUGCUAGCAUUCUACUAUUACAAGCGAUGCGGACAACCACAGCUAGACCAAUCCUCCAAAAAACACCUUGGGCAUGACGACGUAAUUCGUCCCAACCCUAGACCCUAGCGGUGCCGAAAAGACAGAACAAUCUUGUACGUGUGAAC